Phalaenopsis equestris is the source of this 1035-nucleotide messenger RNA. Its product is annotated as leucine-rich repeat extensin-like protein 3. The coding region runs from base 169 to 1035 and encodes 288 amino acids. Lineage: Eukaryota; Viridiplantae; Streptophyta; Magnoliopsida; Asparagales; Orchidaceae. The transcript is spliced from 3 exons. The record is from RefSeq and is a predicted model, not a curated record.
CUCUUCACAUGUCUUUGUUCCAUGUGAAUGGAUACUUCUUUUCCCAUCCCCUCUCUUCCCCAAUUCUCUCUCUCCAUCACAAACAAUGCCCGCUCACGGACAACCCUCGCCCAAUAAAAAGCUCAGCUUUAUACAAUCUUCCCCAAACCAAGCUUUGGAGACCAAGCCAUGGCGGCAAACUUCAUCCUCUUCCCUCUUCUCCUUCUAUUCUUAGUUCCAGUCAUCCAUUCAAGCUCCCUUGUUAAUGUUACUGUGGUGGGCACCGUCUUCUGCGAUGCUUGCUCCGAGAACACCUUCUCUAAGCACAGUUACUUCCUCCAAGGGGCCACAGUGCAGAUAUCCUGCAAGUUCUCCACAGAGACAACAUCAGGGGAGGAAAUCUCCAUCAACACAAAGCGCACCACAGACAAAUUCGGCAUCUACAAGCUUGAAAUUCCCCCUGUCGAUGGCUUCCAGUGCAGCGAAGGGAGAGCAUUGCAAUCAUUCUGCAAAGCAAGCCUGGUACAGAGCCCAUCACCUCUCUGCAACAUACCCAGCUUAAGCUCUUCCAAGCAGCAUUUAGCUUUCAAGGCUGGAGGGUUCAACUCAUGCAUUUAUGACUUGAACGCACUCAGUUAUAAACCAGCUCAAAGGGAUUCUUCUUUCUGUAGUACUAAAACUAAAGUUGGUACAGGUUUAGUUACCGUUAAGCCACAAAAUUCAAAUUCUGCACUUUUCUUUUGGCCGCCCUUCUUCCCUUGGCCUAAUUGUCCUACCUUCCCUUUCCCUUUUCCUUUCCCCUUCCCUUUCCCCUUCGCUUCGCCGCCGCCACCUCAAUUUCCGUUUCCCUUCCCCAUCCCCUUCCCAUCGCUACCGCCGUUCAACCCAAUACCUACACUUUUUCCGCCACCGCUGUCACCACCUUCUUCUCCGGCGCCGGUUACUUUCCCGUUUCCUUUUCCGCCUCUGCCUCCCUUCCCGUUCCCUCACCCGCCAUCUCCACCUGUAACAGCCUUUUCUUUGAGCGACCCUCAAAGGCAAAAUCAGCAGCCUUAA